UUUUAAAAAGCAUGCAUGAGGAGGCUAACCAGUGGUUUUUAUUGCCUCUUCCUGCAGUUGUUUGUGGGUCUCUCCUUCCCCUACGAGGGUCCCGCCCCCCUGGAGGCCAUCGCCAACGGCUGCGCUUUCCUGAACCCCAAAUUCACGCCUGCGAAGAGCAGCAAGAACACAGACUUCUUCAAAGGCAAACCCACGCUGAGAGAGCUGACCUCCCAACAUCCGUACGCUGAGGUGUACGUCGGUCAGCCCCACGUCUGGACGGUGGAUAUCGAAAACCCUGUCGAGGUGGAGAACGCCAUCCGCUCCAUCCUCAGCCAGAAGGUAUUUUCUUAAUCCAAGUUCUAUCCAAAAAACCGUAGUGGCAGAUACGUAAUUGCACAUGUCAUUAUUGCACAUUAUUAUUUUCUUUAUGGCUUAAACAAUAACUUCUAAAUCAUUGUAGAAGCAUUUUCUGCUGACUAAUGAAUGAAUCAAUGAAUCAAGCUAAUGGUUUCCGCUCUGAUGCAAAGUCAUAGUAGCACAAACAAGAAUUGAAAUGGCAUUCAAAUGAUGACACUUUAGUCAAAUCAUAUCACAAGUAUUUGAUGUUAGAGGUACUUGAACACAGUGUGCAUAGCCAGAUGUAUGUUCUGAUAUUACUACUAACACAUAUACACAUUCUGCACUGGAGCUAAUGUUCUCUUUGUUAGUCUAUCAAAUGUCAGAAAGCAAAGAAAAAGAAACAAUUUCCUCGUGACAAAUGACAAUAAGAUCUCCACAUCCUCCCAGUGUGAAAGCUGUAGCUAGGUACGACGGCUAAUGCUUCAUUUGUUGUUACAAUAUGACCUAAACUGGACAUGAGUGAAGGUGCAGGGGCGGUAGAAGAGGUCCGUCUUCUCGUCCCGGCCCAUGCAUAUUUAUUUUCCGGGCGCAGGACCUCGUGUUGUGUUGUGCUCCGCAGAGCGAGUCGGGACAAUGGCUUUGUUCAGCGAAACAAGCCUGCAGAGCCUCAUAGACUUUGUGAUCCGUGGCGAGCUGUGCAGCCUACCAGGCUCCAGCUUGGCUCUCACCCCCCCCCUCUUCUUCUCCUCCUCCUCCUCAUCUUCCUCAUCUUCCUCAUCUUCCUCCCCAAACACAAAGACAGAAAGCAGCGAGUGACUUCAACAAAGAUUCUGUUGUUGCUCGCCUCCGUUUGAAGUUUCAAAUCAGUCGAUUGAUCUCACAGUAGAGAGGCUGAUAUUUCACCAGCUCACACACACAGUGAACCCGCUG
This is a messenger RNA of Notothenia coriiceps (black rockcod), 1251 nucleotides long. Its product is annotated as alpha-1,6-mannosylglycoprotein 6-beta-N-acetylglucosaminyltransferase A-like. Gene Ontology annotation, molecular function: alpha-1,6-mannosylglycoprotein 6-beta-N-acetylglucosaminyltransferase activity. Bases 16 to 333 code for a protein of 105 amino acids. The transcript is spliced from 2 exons. Gene Ontology annotation, cellular component: Golgi apparatus. NCBI's taxonomy places the organism in Eukaryota, Metazoa, Chordata, Actinopteri, Perciformes, Nototheniidae. The record is from RefSeq and is a predicted model, not a curated record. Gene Ontology annotation, biological process: protein N-linked glycosylation.